This is a messenger RNA of Debaryomyces fabryi, 1680 nucleotides long. RefSeq lists its product as uncharacterized. Lineage: Eukaryota; Fungi; Ascomycota; Pichiomycetes; Serinales; Debaryomycetaceae. The record is from RefSeq and is a predicted model, not a curated record. Bases 1 to 1680 code for a protein of 559 amino acids. The transcript has a single exon.
AUGUUGACUACAGAUUGGAAAACCUUAGCUCUGCAAGCACAAUUGAUUUUUGGCAAAUCACAAAGUAGAACAUUGGAAUUAUUUCCAUUCGAUAGUGAUGAAACUUUAGAAGCAUUUGAGAAGCUUCCAAGUGCAAUUGGAAAGUCUGUAACUGAUUUUGGUAGCCCUGCCAAAUUUCCUGUUGAUAAAUACUACGAAACGUUAUCGAAGAAAGACGUCCAAAUUACUGAGGCUGAUCCCGUCGAAUUGAUCCAGGAUAUCAAAAGUGGAAAAUAUACUUGUGUUGAGGUCCUCACAAGCUACUUCCAUGCUGCUUUAAUUGCAUCUAAAGUGACUAAUUGUGUCUAUGAAUUUCUUCCUGAUGAAGCGUUAAAAAGCGCUAGAUAUUUAGAUGAAAAUAAAGACAAAUUGGUAAGCCAUUGUCCUAUGUUUGGCUUACCAAUUUCUCUCAAAGAAAUGAUCCCAUUGACCGGUCAUUCUGUAACCCAUGGUUCACUCUGCUACCUUGACAGGGUUGUUGACUAUAAUGCCGAUAUUGUCAACAUUUUAAUAAAGAAUGGGGCGGUUCCAUUUGUUAGGUCUACAAACCCGCAAUCUUUGAUGAUGCUUGAAUGCGAAUCUUUCACUCAUGGUAGGACUGUUAACCCAUUUAACAGUGAUCUUACUUGCGGAGGCUCAUCUGGAGGAGAGGGUGCAAUAAAUGGAAUUCAUGCAUCGCCUAUCGGCCUAGGCUCUGAUAUAGGUGGUUCAAUUAGAUGUCCUUCAGCAUUCAAUGGAAUUUACGGUAUGAGAACAACAGUUGGAAGAAUACCAACAAGUGAUUAUUUCUCUUGCCAAAUGGGUUCUGAAUCCAUCAUGUCAGUGACUGGGCCAUUGACUAGGUCCUUGGAUACCUUAGAGUUACUCAUGAAAACCGUGGUGCAGGAAAAACCAUGGAAGAUUGAUCCCAGCUUGACUUCGAUCGAAUGGAGAAAUCACGCAAGAAAAACCCCCUAUCGCAUUGGUAUUCUUAAAACUGAUGGUGUAGUUACACCUCAUCCUCCUAUAUCAAGAGCUCUUGAUAUUAUGUUUGAAAAAUUGCAAAGUACGGAUAAUAUAGAAGUUUUUGAAUUUGAGCCAUUCAAUCAUCAGAAAGCUUGGGAGAUUAUUUCAGCCUUGUACUUUGAAGAUGGAGGUGAUGAUACUAGAAAAACAUUGAAAAGCACUGGUGAGCCUAUGUGCCCUCAAACAGAAUGGAUUUUGGGAAAAGACUCAGUGAAAAGAUUAACGGUAGAGGAAAUAUGGAAGUGGAAUCUAGAAAAACAAAAGUAUAGAAAGGAUUACUUGAAACAUUGGUUACUGUUUAACAAUACUGAAGGAAAUACUCCAAUGGAUGCCUUAAUUGCACCAGUCUUCCCUGGACCUGCUGCAAAGCAUAGAACCGCUAAGUAUUGGGGCUACACAGCCCAAUGGAAUUUGCUAGAUUAUCCAGUGUUAGUUUUCCCAGUUACUAAGGUCGACUUGACGAAGGAUAUCCCAAUAAAAGAUUACAAACCGAGAAACGAAAUGGACGAAUUUGUUUAUAAGCAAUAUGAUUCACCUGAAAGCUUUGAGAAUUCACCCAUCAGUUUGGGAAUUGUUGGUUUGCGUAACUCGGAAGAGCAGUUGAUUGAUAUAAUGAAACUCAUAAAUCGUCAGUAA